Capsicum annuum is the source of this 740-nucleotide messenger RNA. RefSeq names its product zinc finger protein 593. The coding region runs from base 87 to 449 and encodes 120 amino acids. The transcript is spliced from 3 exons. Gene Ontology annotation, molecular function: zinc ion binding; nucleic acid binding. NCBI's taxonomy places the organism in Eukaryota, Viridiplantae, Streptophyta, Magnoliopsida, Solanales, Solanaceae. The record is from RefSeq and is a predicted model, not a curated record.
UCCAAUAGAAAACUAUAUAAAUCCCAAUUAGGGUUCCGAAUUUCCCAAAUCGUUCAAAAAAACCCUAAUUUGACAGAGAGAAAAAAAUGGGCGGCAAGUGUCCACACCGGAGCGUAAAGAAGCGAAGAUACUCACACAAGCAAUUUCGCCGGGGCAAAUUCCUAGUAAAAGGGGACGACGCCGUUUAUGAUGAACUGAAUAAGCCGGAAGAGCAACGGAAUGCGUUGCCAGUUGAUGAAGAUCUUCCUGGAAUGGGACAGUAUUAUUGUAUGCACUGCGAUCGGUAUUUUGCAAAUGUUACAGUGAGGGAUGAGCAUUUCAAGACGAAGAAGCACAGGAAGCGUGUGAAAAUGAUGAUGGGCCCGAAACCGCACACCCAACUUGAUGCUGAACUGGCCGCUGGAAUGGGCAUGCCCGAUAAUGGUCCAAAGCUAAUGUCAAUGAGUUAGAGUUUCCCUCGCUCCGUUCACAACUCAUUUGGCAUUGGUAGAGUUCCCUUGACCCCAUCUCUCUCUCUGUCUCUCAGUAUAGUAAGUUUAGAGAUACUUAGCGGAGCAUAUUAGCUUGGCGUUUUAUGCUUGGUCAAAGAUUCACCGCGAUGAUGCUAGCUAGUGGCCUAUGUUUUGGUUUUGUUUGCAUCAAACUACAGAUUUUGUUUAAAGAAUCAUCUUUGAAUUUCUAUGCCAAUUUAUUCAAUUUGGAUUUGGCUUCUAAAUGCAGAAAGAGCAACAAUUCACCAA